CGCAGCCCGCCAGGGACGGGGAGUGGCGCCUGCCGGAGCAAGCGCCGCCGCCGCCGCCAUGGCUUCCAUUCUGGACCAAUACGUCGACUCGCUUUCCCACUCCGCUUCCUCGCAGCAGAGCCGCACCAGCCUGGGCAUCCCAAAUACGGGUUAUGUGAAUGCUCGACUGGAAAAGGAGACACCAAUUUUUAACAAACAGAGGAUUGACUUCACCCCUCCCAAAAAGAUUAACAGCCUGGUUGUCUCCUCUAACCAGCUAUGUAUGAGCCUUGGAAAAGACAUACUUUUCAGACUUGACUUGGCCAAGGCAGAUGAGCCUAACCAGGUAGAGCUUGGACGGAAGGAUGAAGCCAAAGUUUACAAGCUCUUCUUGGACCACACAGGUUCUCACCUUAUCAUUGCUCUGAAUACCAGUGAAUGCCUCUACUUGAACCGAAGUGCUCAGAAGGUGCGCCCCCUGUCCCGCUGGAAGGGUCAUUUGAUUGAAAGUGUGGGCUGGAACAAGUUCUUUGGUUCAGAGAUGAACACAGGCCCCAUUUUGGUUGGAACAUCCCAAGGCCAGAUAUACGAGGCUGAGAUUUCUGUGAGUGAAGGCAGUCUCUUUGGCACUAACCAUGAUCAGUAUUUCCGCCACAUUUAUAGCCUGGAGGAGGAGGCAGGGCCUGCCCCGGUCUGCUGUCUUGAGAUAGAGCGAGGAAUUGAUGGGAAAUGCUUUAUUAUCGCCACCACUCACAAGAGGCUUUUCCAGUUUGUUGGGAAGAUUCCGGAGGGAUCUGAGCAGCAGGCCUUUGGUACCAUAUUUAGCAUGCCUGCAGAUCACUUGCCUGGCUUCCGUGAGUUUCCAGCAAGCCUUGGCUACAGUGAAAUAGCGUUUUACACUCCAAAGCUUCGUUCCUCUCCGAGUGCUUUUGCCUGGAUGAUGGGGAAUGGUGUCCUGUAUGGAUCACUGGACUAUGGACGUCCUGACUCUAUUCUGAGUGAUGAGCAGGUCUGGGAAUAUCCCUCUGAUGUGAAUGCUGUAGCCAAUAAGCCCAUCUCCAUAGUGCUCACGCAGUUCCAUUUUCUGCUGCUCUUUCCUGAGAGUGUGAAGGCCGUCUGCACUCUGAAUGGACAAGUUGUCUUCCAGGAUGUGUUCCUGGAGAAGUUUGGCUCACUGAAGCGUAUGAUCAAAGAUCCCGCAUUUGGGCAAAUCUGGAUCCACACGGAAAAAGUUGUGUUUCGAUACAAUGUACAGCGAGAGUCCCGCGAUGUAUGGAAGAUGUACAUGAAUAUCAAUAAGUUUGAUCUGGCUAAAGAGUACUGCAAAGAGCGCCCUGAGUGCUUAGAUAUUGUGCUGGCAAAGGAGGCAGAAUACUGCUUCCAGAACAGGAGAUAUCUGGAUAGUGCUAAGUGUUAUGCAUUGACACAAAAUUACUUUGAGGAGAUUGCCCUUAAGUUUAUUGAAGCCAAGCAAGAAGAAGCACUGAUGGAGUUUUUGAUUAAGAAAUUGGCGAGCUUGAAGGCGUCUGAAACAACUCAGGCAACCCUGCUGACGACCUGGCUAACGGAGCUAUACUUAAAUCGCCUGGGUGUGCUGGAAGGGGAUGCCUCAAAACGGGACCUCUACGAGAAGACCCGAGACAAGUUCCGCAGCUUCUUGGGCAGCCCCCAAAACAAAGACUGCCUGUCCAGCAACCGAGCAACCAUUCACGAGCUGUUGGCGAGCCACGGGGACACAGAACACAUGGUGUACUUUGCAGUCAUCAUACGUGACUAUGAGCGGGUGAUAGCCCAUUACUGCCAGCACGAAAAUUAUAACGAAGCGCUAGAAGUCCUGUCCAAAAUCAAGAGCAAGGAGCUCUUCAACAAGUUCUCUCCCAUUUUGAUCCACCAUAUCCCCAAGAAGGUGGUGGACGCUUGGAUUGAAAUGGGCACAAGACUGGACGCGAAGCAGCUCAUCCCUGCCCUUGUCAACUACAGUCAGAGUGGGAGUACCCAGCAGAUCAACGAAGCCAUUCGAUACAUGGAGUUCUGCGUCAGUGAGUUGAAGGAAACUCAGCAGGCCAUUCACAAUUACCUGCUGUCACUCUAUGCUCUGAGUCGCCCUGACUCUCUCUUGUCCUACCUGGAACAUGCAGGCACCUACUCGGACAACAUCUACUAUGACCUGAAAUAUGCACUUCGGCUCUGUGCAGAACAUGGCCAUCACCGAGCAUGUGUCCAUGUAUACAAAGUUAUGGAGAUGUAUGAGGAAGCUGUGGAUCUAGCCUUGCAGGUGGAUGUAGAUAUGGCAAAGUCCUGUGCAGACCUCCCUGAAGAGGAUGAGGAGCUGAGAAAGAAGCUCUGGCUGAAAAUCGCUCGGCACGUGGUCCAGGAAGAGAAGGACGUCAAGAAGGCCAUGGCUUGCCUUUCUAGCUGCAACCUGCUGAAGAUCGAAGACGUCCUGCCCUUCUUCCCAGACUUUGUCACUAUUGAUCACUUCAAGGAAGCCAUCUGUAACUCUCUGGAGGCUUACAACAAGCACAUAGAGGAGCUGAAGACGGAGAUGGAGGAAGCGACACAGAGUGCUAAAAGGAUCAGGGAGGACAUUCAGGAAAUGAGAAACAAAUAUGGCUCCGUGGAGCCCCAGGAAAAAUGUGCUGCAUGUGACUUUCCACUCCUAAACCGUCCCUUUUAUCUCUUUCUUUGUGGCCACAUGUUCCACUAUGAUUGCCUUCUCCAGGCAGUUUAUCCAAACUUGCCUGCCUAUAAGCAGGUUAAGCUGGAGGACCUCCAAAAGAAGCUUUCUGCCACCAGCCAACCCUCCAAAUCCCACCAUCGCCUCAAGGACGCAGAUACUGCUAGUCAAGGAAAAGGCCAGCCAAGUCGGGAACAGACGAAAGCUGACAUCGAUGAUAUUGUAGCAGCUGAAUGUGUAUAUUGUGGAGAGCUAAUGAUCCGAUCAAUUGACAAGCCUUUCAUUGAUCCACAGAGGUAUGAGGAGGAGAUGCAGAGCUGGUUGUAGGAUUAACAUGUUCGUGCCAGCUCAAGAGCAUGAAAUUCCCUGCAAAGCAUGAGACUUGGCAGCUAGCCCCCCAGGCAUCUUAAACAUACGGAUUCCACGGGGGUUUGAAAAAGUAUUACGUGAUUCUUACUAUCUGUAAGUUAGCUCUGCAGAGUGGGUUGUCAGUGAUGGUCAUUGUUAUUAAGUCUGUUUGGUUUCCAGGGAUUGGCGCUCUGCAAAGCACUUUUAACUGUGAUGUUUCUUUAGAGAACACCCUUCAUAUAAAUACUGAAUGCACCUUUAUCUUGUUAAGAGAGGACUAAAAAUUAAUGGCUUAUGUUAUCAUGUCUGGGUUAUUCCCAUAUUUCUGUGAAGAAUUAGGCAGUGCUGGGGAUACCCGGUUGCAUAAACUUGUAUUCUUUUCAAAUGGUGAGCUUCUCCUUUUGUUGUUCUCGGUAAUAAGACUGAGACCAUUCUCUGCAUCUGAAACAUAAAAAGAGAGAAAUUGUGCAUGAGGUCCUGUUUGCUGGAGAAUUACAGACCCUUCAGAGUCUGUAAUUCUCCAGCAAAGCAAUUCCAUGUAAAUGCUACAUUUUUAGUUUUGUCUUUUGGGAUUACAUUGGACUUUCCCCCACUCAUUUCCUGACAGCUUAUUUUUGGAUAGCUGCAAACGGUUAAUUUUCCUGGAGGGUUUCUUCAAUUUGUUACAAGUAAAUAGAAUCAAUUAUGGCACUAUGAUUGAGAGCCUUUGCUCAGAUUUGGGAUGAAGUCCAUGCUCAUUUUGAAUCCCUCACUUGAGUGUUCCCAUGCCCUGGUUAGAGCAGCACUUGGUCGCUAGUAUCUUAAAAGGGCAGCUCUCAUUCACUACCAUCUGCACAUUUGUGUUGCUGAUUACCUUAAAACAGAGAAUAGAAGCUCAUGUGCCGUUAAUCAUAAAUCCUGCAGUUAGAUUAGGGACCAUCCUUGAUUCAAUUUUAGUGAUCCUUCGAUGACUAUGGGAAAAUUACAUGAUUGGAGCAACAGUUGGAUGUGGGUUCAGAGCUGACCAUUUUUUGCUUUUGUUUUUUUUUCUUAAAGACUGUCAUUGUCCUUUAUGUACUGGAGAAGAGACUUUAGGUAACAAGGAAUGCCAACUAAGGAACUUAAAAGUUUAAAUAUGAGUCAAAUGUACUUUAUAUUGAGAACCAUGUUUGUUAUUUUCUCUAGUUCUGAAUUGCCAUUAAUAAUGAUUUGGAUUAUAUCUGUACCAGAAUGUUUCUGUGGUAAAGUUCUUUCCAGGGGUGUGGCUCAGUGAUUCAUUAUGAUUUUUGGUUUUUAAAUGCAUAUUAAAAA
Molecule: messenger RNA, 4294 nt
Organism: Elgaria multicarinata webbii
Lineage: Eukaryota; Metazoa; Chordata; Lepidosauria; Squamata; Anguidae
Gene: VPS18
Product: VPS18 core subunit of CORVET and HOPS complexes
Exons: 5
Coding region: 59-2983 (974 amino acids)
Biological process (GO): endosome organization; endosome to lysosome transport; organelle fusion
Cellular component (GO): endosome; HOPS complex
Molecular function (GO): protein-macromolecule adaptor activity
Source: RefSeq, a predicted model, not a curated record